CUUUUGUUAUGGCUCGUGCGGUGCCAUGACUCGCUUGAAGUCGCAUUAGGUCGUACCCCGCUUACUUCUCGCGCACAGACGGAAACAGGAGAGCGACGAGUGCGUGCCCGAGACCCUGAAGCCGGAUGGCGGCGUCGCCAGAGUCAAACAUGGCAGACUUCGACGCGAUCUACAAAGAGGACGACGUAGACCUGAGGGCCAACGAAGACACGUUGGUGAGCCUCGUACCCCAACCGAUGGCCAUAGGAGGCGCCGGAAACAUGACAGUGUUUGGCCUGAGCAAUAAAUUCGACACGGAAUUCCCGCCAACGCUAUCUGCUAAGGUGGCUCCAGAAGAAUGCAAAGCUACCAUUGUGCGCAUCAACAGCGUCCUGCGCAAGACUCUACCCGUGAACGUCAAGUGGCUUUUCUGCGGCUGCCUGUGUUGUUGCUGUACCCUCGGAUGCUCACUCUGGCCCGUCGUCUGCUUGAGCAAACGGACGCGGCAUUCGAUAGACAAAGUCCUGGACUGGGGGAAUAGUCACCUUUACCACACUGUCGGUCUACAUUGGAAGCUUGGAAAGCAGCGGUGCGAUUCCAACAGCACGAUUGAAUACAUGCUGCUCGUCGAAUUCAUCCCCAAGUUGGCCAUCCAUCGGCCCGACUAA
This is a messenger RNA of Ixodes scapularis (black-legged tick), 647 nucleotides long. RefSeq names its product cysteine-rich hydrophobic domain-containing protein 2-like. The transcript has 6 exons. Bases 126 to 647 code for a protein of 173 amino acids. NCBI's taxonomy places the organism in Eukaryota, Metazoa, Arthropoda, Arachnida, Ixodida, Ixodidae. The record is from RefSeq and is a predicted model, not a curated record.